Messenger RNA from Dunckerocampus dactyliophorus (ringed pipefish), 8972 nucleotides. It is a transcript of the gene celf2, whose product is annotated as cugbp, Elav-like family member 2. NCBI's taxonomy places the organism in Eukaryota, Metazoa, Chordata, Actinopteri, Syngnathiformes, Syngnathidae. Gene Ontology annotation, molecular function: mRNA 3'-UTR binding. Gene Ontology annotation, cellular component: nucleus; ribonucleoprotein complex; cytoplasm. The transcript is spliced from 14 exons. Bases 2486 to 4048 code for a protein of 520 amino acids. The record is from RefSeq and is a predicted model, not a curated record. Gene Ontology annotation, biological process: regulation of alternative mRNA splicing, via spliceosome; mRNA splice site recognition.
UGUAAUCACUCUUGGACUUUCUCAUACAGGUGUUGGCAACCUGCGGCCCUUGGGCAGGGAUUGGGCAUCGCAAUGUGGACUUCCUGAUGAGGAGCGCCAACAAUAGAAAGUUGCUAGCAUGUGAAAUAAGAUGCUAACCUGCUAAAUACAGUAGAUCCACGCUCAUUCUUGAUUCAGAUUUCAGAUUUUUUUCUCCAAAAAUAGGCAGCUUUUCAACUAGCAGGACGGUUUGGAGGGGGAGGCGUGAGCCGUGUGUCAAAGAUAGACAUUUUUACGGGCGUAUCGAUUCCUCGUUUUUCGCCAUUCACUGGCUCUGUUGUACUAACAUUAGACACAAAGGACCUUGCAAAAGCAGGCGUCCGUGUUCCGAACAGGCUGACACGGAGCAUCAGUGCUGCUAAACGGGUCGUUCCCAGGCUGCAGCCCCACAGGUGGAGUCGGGAUCGGAUCACUAACUGGAACACUGUGUUCCAACCGGCACCAUGCAUUAAAAGGAGGAGUGUGUGCCAGCAUCUUCGCCUCCUGACCCCACCCACUCAGGAAACGUCCACUUAGGCUCAAACGCUACUGCUUGCUGCAUUGAAUUAUUCAUGAGCCCCUCGUUAAAUAUUCACGUGUGAACGAAGUCCACAUUUAGAUUCCUAUUUUGGUCCCCCCCCGCCCCGCUCGCUGAUAAGCGAUCCACGUGUUGUCGGCUGGCCUCGCCUGAUGAUGUGGACUAUUUCCAGUCAUUCCGAUUAAUGUUAUUGAUUAUUAUGUCGUGAAAUUGCGGCCUGCAGUUUGUUUUUUAUUGGUCCAGCGGAUUAUUGUAAUAAUUGGGGGAAAAAUGGGGGAAAAAAUAGAGCAAAAAGAUACAAUGUAAGGAGAAAAGGCCCCCCCCCCCCCCAUCAUCACGGAGCAUUUGGUACAACGUCCUUCCUCUUGAAGUGAAUGUUUGUUUACAAGUGAGCUCAGGGGACGUCAACGUCACAGACAGGAGGAAAAAGGUUCGCUUCAUUUGCUCACAUGCACAGUUGGGGUAAUCUGGCCUCAUUGGAGCGUUUUUUUUAAUUAUCUGUCAUCUGACCUAAUUUAAUGUUAUCGGAUUUAUCGAUAUGACAGCAUAAUUCCUUCGUAUGGGCCCGAUAAUUAUCGUGCACCCCUAAUAUAUACUACAGGAUACAUAACACGCACUUGCAUAAGCAUCGCACUACAACUGUUUCUUACAUUGAAUUACGUGCUUACACACUAAUAUGCAUGCAAAAAAAUAAAUGUACAACCCGCAAGGCAUGCUUGGUAACUUCCCAGCAUGCCUUGUGGGUUGUAAGUGAGUAUUGUAGUAUUGUUUUGCAUUAGUUACAUUGCGUGCUCCACGUAUCUCACCACAUCUGCUUUACGUGAGACGUCGCAUUUUUCCUUGAGCACAACACAAGCCUUUGUCACACUCUGGGUGGAUUUCAAGUGAAACCAUGCAGAACGCAAACAACACACUUAGCACGAUGGCAAUAUCCAAUCAUGUCUGCAAGCGUUGCGUUUGCGUCCCUAAACGACCUAUUUACAGCCUUUUUUCCCCUCGGAUUAUUUCCCAAACACGCCGACAGAGGCUCGUAUUUCACGGCGGAUUAAAGCGGCGCGACGCUAAUUGCAUAUUAAAACAGCCUCACCUUUCUCUGGCCGCUUCUCAGGUGGCGGCGUCCUAAACUGUUAGCGUUUGACGGAUUUGCGAGGGGAGGGAAAACGGGAGGGAAGGAUUUGUUUCGGGGGAGUGGGAAGCAAAUGAGGAGAUUAUUUGUGACAACAAUCCCGUCAUGACAUGACGGCGUCGCGGUGUGAGGGUGGAAUUUGGAGAAACGCUCAUUGUGUUAGCUAAGAGGAAGCCUGAAGAAAGUCAUUUCUGGGAAAAAGCACACAAACGAUGAGCGCACCGACCUCCAUCAAGAUGAGGCAGGAAGCACUCCUCUUCUUCUCUGACCCACAUAGUCUACCUUAGAGAAGCCCCCCUCCCAAUACGGAGGAAGAAGUGGGCCAACCUGGAAGACGCCGGCGUUCUGACCCCUCAGAAUCCACAGGGGAGGCAAAGUGUGGACGUAAUUAAGGCGGGAACAUUAUUGUUUUUUUUAAUGAAGAGGAGGGCUCUUGUAUUGUUGGUGGGCGGAGCUUCUGUUCGAAUAGCAGCAGCCGAGCCACGCCCCCACGCCACUCGGCACCUGGCUGUGUGCAGGAGAGGAUCUCCACCAGGACCGGAGGAACCUCAUCAUCAACAGGAAGGGGAAGAUUGCCCAGGAGGAGGAAGAGGAGGAGUGGGCAGGAAGAGAAGAGGAGAAUGUGAAAGUGUUUUUUUUCUUCUUCUUCCCGCGGAGAAAGCGAGCGUGUUGGAUCCGCUCUUCCUUGGGGGAGGUCUCCCUGGACUCUUGCACCUGUCCACCUCCCCCCGCCCCAGCCUCCCCCCCCCCAACCCCGGACCCCUCAACCCCCCCCCGGACCACCUCGUUGUUGGUGCGGCGACAUGACCUCCUCUUACGGUCUGCACUUCCUGCCUGACAUGAUGGUGGACAGCCGCCUGCUCGUGCCCGCUGACAGGAUUAACGGCACGGCCGGGAAGAUGAACGGCGCGCUGGAGCAUUCGGACCAGCCCGACCCGGACGCCAUCAAGAUGUUUGUGGGCCAGAUCCCGCGCUCCUGGUCGGAGAAGGAGCUGAAGGAGCUCUUUGAGCCGUACGGCGCCGUCUACCAGAUCAACAUCCUGCGAGACCGCAGCCAGAACCCACCACAGAGCAAAGGCUGCUGUUUUGUUACGUUUUACACCAGGAAAGCUGCCCUUGAAGCCCAGAAUGCACUUCACAACAUCAAGACCUUAACAGGGAUGCACCACCCCAUCCAGAUGAAGCCUGCAGACAGCGAGAAGUCUAACGCGGUGGAAGACAGGAAGCUGUUCAUCGGGAUGGUGUCUAAGAAGUGCAACGAGAACGACAUCCGGGUCAUGUUCUCGGCGUUCGGGCAGAUCGAGGAAUGCCGGAUCCUGCGAGGACCCGACGGGCUGAGCAGAGGAUGUGCGUUUGUCACGUUUUCCACCCGAGCGAUGGCACAGAAUGCCAUCAAAGCCAUGCACCAGUCUCAGACCAUGGAGGGCUGCUCGUCUCCCAUCGUGGUGAAGUUUGCCGACACACAGAAGGACAAAGAGCAGCGGCGCCUGCAGCAGCAGCUGGCCCAGCAGAUGCAGCAGCUCAACAGCGCCACCACCUGGGGCGGCCUGACGGGCCUGGGCGGCCUCACCCCGCAGUACCUGGCGUUGCUCCAGCAGGCCACGUCCUCCGGCAACCUGGGGGCCUUCAGCGGGAUCCAGCAGAUGGCCGGUAUGAGCGCUCUGCAGUUGCAGAACUUGGCCACUUUAGCGGCGGCGGCGGCAGCGGCCCAAAACUCAGCCAGCCCGUCCACCGCCAACCCCCUGUCCUCCAACGCCGCCUCCCUGGGAGCGUUGGCCAGCCCAGCAGCGGGCACCACUGCCAGCUCCAAUGCGGGCGCCAUGAACUCGCUGACCUCCCUGGGCACCCUGCAGGGCCUGGCGGGCGCCACGGUGGGCCUCAACAACAUUAAUGCACUAGCAGGUAGUGUCAACAGUAUGGCGGCGCUCAACGGCGGCCUGGGCGGCGCCGGGCUGGCCAACGGGGCGGCGGGUACCAUGGACGCGCUGACGCAGGCCUACUCAGGGAUCCAACAGUACGCCGCCGCCGCGCUGCCCACCCUCUACAGCCAGUCGCUGCUGCAGCAGCAGGGCGCCGCUGGCAGCCAGAAAGAAGGCCCCGAAGGUGCCAACCUGUUCAUCUACCACCUGCCACAGGAGUUUGGAGACCAGGACAUCCUGCAGAUGUUCAUGCCUUUCGGGAACGUGGUCUCGGCCAAAGUCUUCAUCGACAAACAGACCAACCUCAGCAAGUGCUUUGGCUUCGUGAGCUACGACAAUCCGGUGUCGGCGCAGGCGGCCAUCCAGGCCAUGAACGGCUUCCAGAUCGGGAUGAAGCGGCUGAAGGUGCAGCUGAAACGCUCCAAGAAUGACAGCAAACCCUACUGAUGCUAGCCGCUAGCCUCUGUCUGCCCCCUCGUGUUAGCACUGAUAGAACAACCAUCUUCAUGCCUGAUAGCACAUCCUUUGCUACCUAGCAUGACUCGCUGGCGGCCCCCCCACAAAAAAAGUACAAAUUCAUGACCCCCCCCAUCCCACCAUCAACACCCCCUUCUCUUUAAAAAAAAAAAAAAGGAAAAAACCAAAAACAGCGUUCUUGUCCUCACACGUCCUUGUCCUUUUUCUGACGUCCUGGUCCUCCGCCGCCAACACCUACUGAACUUUUUGGGGAUUUUUUUAGCUGUUGCUUUUUUUUAAAUGUUUUUUGUGCAUGUGACAUCAUGUGGACGUGUUUUAGAGGAGGGGGUGUUGCGUGAAGGUAAGAAAAAAUGUGAAACGCUGCAUUCAUUGCUUCAUUUCUCUUCCUCUUUUUGUGUCACUCGUAUUCUAAACGGAAACUUGAACGGUGGCGGCGGCGGCGGCGGCGAGAGAAUAAGACUACUUCCGCACAGUUUGGACUCAAAGCUCACCGGGAUGAUGCUUUUUACACUUUUCAGGCCGUGUAAAGUUUUUUGAUAAGGCUGACUUUCUCAUUCAAAGUCUAUAUAUAGAUCCACUUUUUCUAGAGUAGUUUCCAGGGGAACCACCCCCCCCCCCCCCCCCCCCCCCCCACACACACACACACACACACACACGAGAAAAAGAACAAAAAAAUGGGGGGGGGAAGAAAUGCUACCUACUUGUGUCACCUUUUUGCUGAACUGACUCACAGAUAGACAAUCCGUGGUUGAAAUGCACAUGAUGAAAUAUGACAAACUAUAUUUUCUACUCUUUAGAUGGUACAAAAAAAGACAAAAAAAGCAAAAAAGCGUACGUGUGAGCUGCGUUGACGUCGGUGCUUCUCGUGAGUUUAGUUCCAGUCCAAAAGGGGUCUUCAAUGUCUCAUGUUUUGCUUUUGACGACAAAAUAAAAGAGUUUACUUGAAGAGUUACCAUGGAGUACAGGGCCACAUUGGAAAUAAUCAUCAUGAUAAUGUCAGAUUACAAGAAAAAAGUCCUUUACAAGAAUAAAGUCGUAAGUUUUAAAAAUAAAAUCGUAAAUCUACAAGAAAAAAAGUCAUAAAUCAACGAGAAAAAAGUAGUAAAUUUAUGAGAAAAACAUUGUGAAUUUAGAGAAAAAUUGUAAACUUCAGAAAAAAAAUUAGUGACUAAAGUUGUAAAUGUGCAAGAAAAAAAUCAUAAAUUUAUGACAAUUAAGUCGUACAUUUACGAUAAAAAAGUUGUACAUUUACGGGAAAUAAAGUCAUAAAUUUCUGGGGAUAAAGUCUUAAAUCUACGAGAAUCGAGUCGUAAAUUUACGAGAAUAUACGGGAAAAAAGUAGUACAUUUUUUAGAAUAAAGUCGUAAAUUAAUGAGGAUAAAGUCACAUUUACAAGAAAAAAGUUGUACAUUUACCAUAAAGAGCUCUGAAAACUAAUAUUACGACAAUAACAACGUUUAACUUCAUGUUACAGGCAUUGCCUGAGACAGUUUGACCUUUGACCUUGGUCAAAUGUAAUAUUACGACUUUUUUUCUUGUAAAUUAGAAACUUUAUUCUCGUAAAGUUUUAAAAAAUGUCUUGUAACUUUACAGCAUUUUUGGUGUAAAUGUACGAAUUUAUUUAUUUAUUUUUAAAAAGUCAUAAAGUUCCAGAAAAAAGGUGGAACUUCACGACUUUUUUUCAUGAACUUUAUUCUCCUAAAGUUACUCAAUUUUUGUAAUUUUACGACUUUUUUCGUAAAUCUACGGCUUUUUUACUUGGAACUUUAAAAUCUUUUUUUUAUUUACAACUUUAUUCUUAUAAACUUACGAGAAAAAGUCAGAACUUUAAACUUUCAAUCUUUUUUUCUCGUAAAUUUACGACUUUAUUCUUGUACAUGUACGACUUUUAUUCUUGUAAAGUUACAUUAUUUUCGAAACUUUACAACUUUUUUUCCGUAGAUAUACGACUUUAUUGUCAUAAACUUACUUUUUUUCUCAAACAUGUACGACUUUUAUUUUCAUUCUCGUAAAUGUAUGACUUCAUUCUUGUGCGUUUACUACUUUUUUUUGUUGAAGUUUAGGACUAUUUUUCAUUUUCAUACAUUUAAGACUUUCUUGGCAUAAAUUUCCGACUUUGUUCUCUCUUUGUUCUCUUUGUAAUCUCAGAUAUUUUUUUUUUGUUGAUGUGGCCCAAAUACUCGGUGGUAAGAAAAUAGACAAAGCCUUUCUUUUUCUUUGUUUUUUAACCAGUCCCUCUUUGUUGUUGUUGAAUUAGCUCUAUGAAAUAUAUAUAGAAAUACAAAGAAAUAAAUCUCUAUAUAUAUAUAUAUCUAUAUAUAUAUAUAUAUAUAUAUCUAUACAGUAUAUCUCUAUAAUGUCAGCUUGUGACGCUUCAAUGUCCAUAUUCUUUUGUUUUUUUCUCUCUGGUGGGAAUUUCGAUGUGUUUUUUUGUCUUCUAAGGAGGUUAAAAAAAAAAACAAACAAAGAACAAAAAAAAAGCAACAGUGGAGUUUAGUGCCAAAUAUGGAAGGUACUUCCUGCCUAGCGCGUCCGUGUACUUCUUCUUCUUCUUCUUCUUCUUCUUCUUCUUCUGGUGACAUGAUGAUUUGAUAACAUGCUAUUUUAUUAUCAGUGUUUUCUAUGGAUUCCCUCCUAUUUAAAAAAGAAGAAAAACAGUUUGUUAACUUGUGGUCUUGUUGCCUGAAAUAUGUCAUGUUUGCUUUUUCUUUGGAUUUUUUUCUUUGUAAAAAUGUACAAAAAAAGAAAGAAGUGCCCAUGUUUCAUAUAUGAAUAUAUAUCUAUAUAUAUAUAUCUAUAGACAUGUGUGCGCACACACACACACGCGCGCACAUGCACACUCUCACUUUGCUGUUGUCAUUGUGCACGAAAGCCCCCGAGUGUGAAAGCCCCCGCACGCACGCACACACACACACACGCACACACACACACAUACAUGCGUGCGGCGUUUGUUUGGAAGACAAGCACAGCAGAGGUGGGCGGAGUCUAGAUGUUUACAUGGCACAGUGUUGUCAGUCCACUGCCUGCAAAAAGUACAACAACAACAAAAAAAAAGUCUUUUCUACACGAGCUCACCACUCGCCUUAAACAGGGAGGAGCACUUUUAUCAGAAUCGUACAAAAUGUCGUCUUUGUUCCGUGGGCGUGCUUUCCUGAGGAGGCGGAGCUUCGCCGCUCAAAGCCUGCCAAGCGGGACGGCCCCUCGCGUGUCGAGUUGACGUGGUCCGACCACAAGUCACGUGGACGUUUCGGCGGCCUGCUGUGGGCUUGGGGGCCCUGAGGGGGCGGAGCUACAGAGAAAGUACAGUAGAUCCCCGCCGAUGGCGACAGUUGCGGAGGAUGAAGCGCGAAAUGUGCUGUGUAUAGCAUAUACAGAUAGUGUCAAAUGGACAAAUCGGGGGCGUCCAGGGCCCAUUUGUUCUUUUAAUGGCCUGCGGCAAAUUCUAAAAAUAGAAUUUAACCAGAAACUGGAAUAAAAUCACCAGAACCUUUACACUAAUACUGUACAGUAAAAAUGUUAAGAGAAAGUCGUAAUUUUACAAGAAUAAGGUAAAAUCAUGGGGAGAAGCAAUGUCACUUGAGUGGCACCAAGUUCAAAAUGACAUCAUAUGAAUAUACAGCAUUCCAAACCAAACCAGGACUGAAGUUGUCACUUUUGGAAAACUGGCUUGCGGAACAACUUCUAAUGUUACAAGAAUAAAGUCAUAAUUAUGCAAAGAAACUUGCAAUAGAGGGAAAAUUGAAAGAAAAAUAAAACAACAGCAGAAAUUGAAAAAAGCAGUAAUUUUACGAGAAUAAAGUCAAAAUAUUAAGAUGAAAAAAGGUGGAUCCUAGCGAGAAAAAAUGUCACAAUUUUAUGAGAAUAAAUGGGUAAUAUUAUGAGGAAAAAUAAUUUCAUUUUAGUAACUUAGACUUGAAAUAUACAAGAAAAAAAUAGUCCUAAUAAUUUUGAAAAAGUCAUAAUAUUAUGACAAUCAAAGAAAACAAAAUAAAGUUGUCAUUUUUGGAAAAUUAGCCUGAGGAAAAAGUUAGAAUGUUACAAGAAUAAAGUAAAAAUAUUAUGCGAAUAAAGUCAUAAUUGCAGGCAGACAGUUUAGAAGAAGAAAGUUUAAAUAUUUGGAAAAUUAAAAAGAAAAAACAACAGUAGCAUAAAUGGAAAAAACAGCUGUAAUUUGACGAGAAUAAAGUCCGAAUAUUAAGCAAGAAAGUUCUAUUCUAGCGAACAAUUUUUAGCAAUUUUAUUUGAAUAAUAAUUAUGAGGAAAAAUAAUUUCACUUUAGUAGCAUAGACUUGAACUAAGAGUUCAUAAUAAUUUUUAAUAUUUUUUAAAAAGUCAUAAUAUUAUGAGAAGCAAACAAAGCAAAAUGAAGUUGUCAUUUUUUGGGGAUAAAGUCAAAAUAUUGUGUUAUAUUUGGAAAAUUUAGGGAAAAAAACAGCAGCAAAAAUGGUAAAAUCUGCUGUAAAUUUACAAGAGUAAAGUCACAAUAUUAAGAAAAUAAAGUUGUAUUCUACUAGCGAGAAAAAAAGUUCAAAUUUGAGCAGAAUAAACUGGUAAUAUCAUGAGGAAAAAUAAUGUCAUUUUAGUAGCAUAGAUGUGAAAUAUUCAAGAAAAAAUAGUCAUAAUAAUAAAAAAAGUUAUCAUAUUACAACAAACAAGCAAAAUACAAUAAAGUUGUCAUUUCUAGAAAAUUAGGAUGGGGAAAAGUUAUCAUUACAAGAAGAAACUUUACAAGAAGAAUGUUGUGAUAGUUGGAAAAUAAAAAAAAAAACAGAACAGGAAAGAACAGCAGUAGUUGUACGGGAAUAAGUCAAAAUAUUAGGAAAGAAAAAGUUGCAAUUUUAGGAGAACAUCCUCAUAAUAUUACAGAGGAAAAAUAAUAUCAUUUUAGUAAAAA